Sipha flava (yellow sugarcane aphid) is the source of this 663-nucleotide messenger RNA. RefSeq names its product inhibitor of apoptosis protein-like. NCBI's taxonomy places the organism in Eukaryota, Metazoa, Arthropoda, Insecta, Hemiptera, Aphididae. Gene Ontology annotation, cellular component: spindle microtubule; nucleus; cytoplasm. Bases 1 to 390 code for a protein of 129 amino acids. The record is from RefSeq and is a predicted model, not a curated record. Gene Ontology annotation, biological process: regulation of cell cycle. The transcript has a single exon.
AUGAAUUUAUUAAAAUAUUCUAAAGAUUUUCCAUCAUUACUAUAUUUAGUACGAAAUAAUCCAUAUCCGGUAUACCCAGAAUAUUCUAGUUUUUUAUCAAGACUUAAAACAUAUGAAUCAUGUCCAUCAACUUUAAUGAAAGAUAAAUAUUCGCUUUCUGAAUGUGGUUUUAAGUAUACAGGAACACAAGAUAUGGUACAAUGCUUUUUUUGUGGAUUGAUUUUAAAAAACUGGAUACAAGGAAGUGAUGAUGCAUGGUUUGAACAUUCUAAGUCAAACCCAAAUUGUUUAUUUGUAUUAUUAUAUAAAGGAAACCAAUUUAUAGAAAAUGUUAAAAAUAAUCAUGUUUGUAAUUGUAAAUCAGAAAAAUCGUAUGAUGUCGUCGGUUAAUACAUUGUAAUUCAUGUAUAAAAUGUAAUAAUAAAAUAUUUAAUUUUACUAAACAAAUUAUAUGUGUAAAUACUUUAUGUAAUAUUCCGUGAACAUGUAGUCUAGUGGGUUAAGGCGUGUAGUAAAAAUCCAAUAUGAUAGGUUUAAAUAAAAGGUAAGGGUUACUCUAUAAACUUAAAUAUAUAAAAAAUAUCAUUACUCUUCAACUCGUAUAGACUACAUUUCAUUUUAAUUUUUAUUUUUUUACGUACAUGUUAGUUUUAUUUUAGGUUC